Syngnathus acus (greater pipefish) is the source of this 1055-nucleotide messenger RNA. RefSeq names its product transmembrane protein 98 (gene tmem98). NCBI's taxonomy places the organism in Eukaryota, Metazoa, Chordata, Actinopteri, Syngnathiformes, Syngnathidae. The record is from RefSeq and is a predicted model, not a curated record. The transcript has 7 exons. The coding region runs from base 140 to 820 and encodes 226 amino acids. Gene Ontology annotation, cellular component: endoplasmic reticulum.
UCCUGAGGCGCGUUCACGUGUCCUCGUUGUCUGGAGACAUCGGCGAUGUCUCCGCCUUCGUCCGAGGUGGAACUUUGCUUUUAGUUUUGACUGAUGAAUAUGAAGAUGAAGUCCCAUCCCUAAUCUCCGACCAGUUGUGAUGGAGACGGUGGUGAUCGUGGCCAUCGGGGUACUCGCCACCAUCUUCCUGGCAUCCUUGGCCGCCCUGGUGGUGGUGUGCCGCCACCGCUACUGCCACCCGCACCACCCGCUUCUGCACCACUUUGAUUCCAAGCCUACGGUGGACCUGAUCGGCGCCAUGGAGACGCAGAGCGAGCUGUCAGAGCUGGAGUUGGAUGACGUGGUCAUCACCAACCCGCACAUUGAGGCCAUCCUGGAGAACGAGGACUGGAUCGAGGACGCCUCCGGAUUGGUCUCUCAUUGCAUCGCCAUCCUGAAGAUCUGCCACACGUUGACGGAGAAACUGGUUGCCCUGACAAUGGGCUCGGGGGCCAAAGUCAAAGCGCCGGCCAGCCUGGCUGACAUCAUCACUGUGGCCAAGCGCAUCAGCCCCAGGGUGGACGACGUGGUACGAUCCAUGUACCCCCCUUUGGACCCCAUCCUGCUGGAUGCCAGGGCGACCGCUCUUCUCCUGUCGGUGAGCCACCUGGUUUUGGUCACCCGCAACGCCUGCCACAUGUCGGGCAGCCUGGACUGGAUCGAUCAAUCGCUGCACGCGGCCGAGGACCACAUGGUGGUUCUGAGGGAGGCGGCCCUGGCCUCCGAACCGGAGCGCGGUGUCCUCAACGGGGCCGAGGGCCAGAGGGAGCAUGCCAUCUAGACCGCGCUUUGGAACUCGGAAUCAAUUUCUACUGUGUUGUAUUGUUUAUUCGAUGAUCUUUUCUUAGCGCUCGGGCACCACAUACACUACGUAGUUUGUCGUGUGUGUGUGUGUGUGUGUAUGUAAAGUAGAUAGAAUAGCCUCUCGUAUAUUCUACCUGCAAUUUGUACAGAUAAAAUGCUUGUUGCACUGUGUCUUGUUGAAAAGGUACAUAAAUAAAGUCGAGCUACUUUGA